Messenger RNA from Vidua macroura (Pin-tailed whydah), 1413 nucleotides. RefSeq names its product paired box 9 (gene PAX9). Gene Ontology annotation, biological process: regulation of transcription by RNA polymerase II; anatomical structure development. NCBI's taxonomy places the organism in Eukaryota, Metazoa, Chordata, Aves, Passeriformes, Viduidae. The record is from RefSeq and is a predicted model, not a curated record. Gene Ontology annotation, molecular function: DNA-binding transcription factor activity, RNA polymerase II-specific; RNA polymerase II cis-regulatory region sequence-specific DNA binding. The coding region runs from base 232 to 1413 and encodes 393 amino acids. The transcript has 5 exons.
CCGGCCCUGCCCACGCUGCCCUGAGGUUGAAAUGCAGAAGUCAAGGCUCUCUUGUCGGGAUGUAGAUUUCCUUGUAGUUCUUUUCUUCCUCACGCUACUGUUCCCUCCUCAGCGGAGAUCAGAGAGGCUCGGGGCCAGUGCGGCCAGGAGCGCAGGAGGCCGGGAGUCGGUUCCCGGGCAUAGGGAUCCGUUGGGAUUUAGGGCCGGCCUCGAGGUGUCCCGCUCAGAGGAAUGGAACCUGCCUUCGGGGAAGUGAACCAGCUCGGGGGGGUGUUUGUCAACGGGAGACCCCUGCCCAAUGCCAUCAGGCUGCGGAUUGUGGAACUGGCGCAACUGGGUAUCAGGCCGUGUGACAUCAGCCGGCAGCUCCGCGUUUCCCACGGCUGUGUCAGCAAAAUCCUGGCUCGCUACAACGAGACCGGCUCCAUCCUACCGGGGGCUAUCGGCGGCAGCAAGCCUCGGGUCACCACUCCCACGGUGGUAAAACAUAUCCGGACCUACAAACAAAGGGAUCCGGGCAUCUUCGCCUGGGAGAUCCGGGAUCGCCUGCUGGCCGAUGGCGUGUGUGACAAGUACAACGUGCCGUCGGUUAGCUCCAUCAGCCGCAUCCUCCGGAACAAAAUCGGGAACCUGUCUCAGCAGAGUCACUACGAGUCUUACAAGCAGCACCAGCCGCCCCCACAGCCUGCUCUGUCCUACAACCACAUCUACCCCUACCCCAGCCCGAUCGCUGCUGCAGGAGCCAAGGUGUCCACACCUCCCGGAGUGCCGGCGAUCCCCAGCACCAUGGCCAUGCCCAGGACGUGGCCGUCCUCUCACUCGGUGACGGACAUCCUGGGGAUCCGGUCCAUCACAGACCAAGCAGUGAAUGACACUUCGCCUUACCCCAGCCCCAAGGUGGAGGAAUGGAGCAGCUUGGGCCGAAACAGCUUCCACCCGCCGACCCAGCAUGCCGUGAACGGGUUGGAGAAGAGCUCCCUUGAGCAGGAGGCCAAGUACAGCCAGGUGAUCUGGAUGGCACCCAAUUCGAAUCCCAUUUGUGAGACCUGCCUCUUACUGGCCACCUGCUUCCACGGCCAAAACACAGUGCCCUGUCCACCAACCCACAUGGCUUCAGGGCACUCCACCCGGAUGAAACUAAUAAAGAAAGUCAGAGAGGCACCCAAUGGCCUCCCAGCCGUCAGCAGUUUUGUGUCUGCACCAGCCAUGCCUCCCUACGCCACACCGGCCCAAGUGUCACCUUACAUGACGUACAGCGCCACUCCAUCCAGCUACAUGGCCAGCCAUGGCUGGCAGCACGCCGGGGGCACCCCGCUGUCCCCUCACAGCUGCGACAUCCCCGCCUCGCUGGCGUUCAAGGGCAUGCAGACUGCCAGGGAGGGCAGCCACUCUGUCACGGCCUCCGCUCUCUGA